AUGGGGAAGGACCAGGAGCUGCUCCAGGCCGUGAAGACCGAGGACCUGAUGACCGUCCAGCGGCUGCUACAGAGACCUCGGCCGGGGAAAGCCAAGAUCCUUGGAGCAGCAAAGCGGGUUAACGUCAACAUCCAGGACCCGGAUGGACUGUCUCCGCUGCACUUUGCUGCUCUGAGUGGGAACAAGGAGCUGAUUUCUCUUCUUCUGGAGGCUCAGGCAGCAGUGGACAUCAAAGAUAACAAAGGGAUGCGUCCUCUGCACUAUGCUGCCUGGCAGGGGAAGACGGAGCCCAUGAAGAUGCUGCUGAAGUCGGGUUCAUCCGUCAACGGCCCGUCUGAGGAGGGACAGAUCCCCCUCCACCUGUCCUCACAGCACGGACACUACGACGGGACCGAGAUGCUGCUCCAACACCAAUCUAACCCCUGUAUCUCCGACACCGCAGGGAAAACCCCUCUGGACUUGGCCUGUGAAUUUGGACGUGUCGGAGUGGUUCAGCUCCUGCUCAGUAGUAACAUGUGUGCGACCAUGUUGGAACCAAAGCCCUCUGAUCCCAACGGAGUGUCACCUCUGCACCUGGCGGCCAAAAACGGGCACAUCGACGUCAUCAAGUUGCUAAUCCAAGCUGGCAUAGACAUCAACAGACAGUCAGAGUCAGGCACGGCACUACAUCAAGCUGCCCUCUGUGGGAAGACAGAGGUAGUGCGCUUAUUGCUGGAUAGCGGCAUCAGUGCAGGGGUGAGGAACACGUUGAGCCAGACAGCGCUGGACAUAGUGAAUCAGUUCACGACGACGCAGGCCAGCCGCGAGAUCAAACAGCUGCUGCGAGAUGCGUCGGCGGCCAUGCAGGUGCGAGCGCUCAAGGAUUACUGCAACAACUAUGACCUGACCAGCUUGAACAUCAAAGCCGGAGACAUUAUCACGGUUUUGGAGCAGCACUCAGACGGCAGAUGGAAAGGAUGCAUACACGACAACCGCACAGGGAAUGACCGAGUGGGAUACUUCCCCUCCAACAUGGUGGAAGUUAUCAAGAGGGCAGGCCACUCCCCCUCCCAGCCGUGCCACACCCUGCUCCUCCGCAGACCCAGCCCCUGCCCCAUAGGCUCUCCGAACGGACAUCCCCCCUCAAAAGUGCUGCCCCUUCACCUGCCCACCCCUGCCCUGCCCCACACGGCCUCCCUGCCCCCCUUCUCCUCGUUUGGCUACGUUCCCCUGGCCAUCUCUCCGCCAUCUCUGUCCACUCCUCCGCUGUCCUCCUCUCCUCCUCCUCCCCCUCUUCCUCCUAUUCCUCCUCUCUCCACUUCUCAGGAGCAGCAGAGUCAGACAGGGACCCGCACGGCGGAGGCCAGUCCUCAGGGCUCUCCCACUCUGGGUCAGCAAAGCAGCACUUGUGAGGACAUCUGGGUGCUGCGGAAACCCUUACAAGGCGGCGACCGCAGCGGCAGUGUGGGCAGCCUGGGCAGUGGCCGCUCUUCCAGCAGCUUGUCCGGGUCUGGAAACACCCACGUUCUGACCACCCCUGCUCCCAGCCCCCUCCCAGCACUCACCCCCGGGGUCAACACCCACGGCCUUAAUGCCCCAGGAUUGCACGCUCAGUCUGAGGGUGUCAAGCUUCUGGCCACAGUGUUGGCCCAGUCGGUCAAAGCCAAGGAGCAUCUCUUGGAGCAGUCACAAUCUGUUGAACAAUCCGGUACUUCCAGCCACACAGUGCAUGAGCAGCGAUCUUUUGAAAAAAAGGCAGAAGAGGAUGAUGGGAAAAAACAAGCUGUGGUGUCCUGGCUGGCUGAAUUCCAGCUCCAGUUCUACACCACUCACUUCCUCACAGCGGGAUAUGAUUUGGAGACCAUCGGCUGCAUGACCCCUGAGGACCUGACUGCUAUUGGGGUCAUGAAGCCUGGGCAUCGGAAGAAGUUAUUAUCAGAGAUCAGCAGAAUAACCUCUACCGACUGGCUCCCUCAUCAUAAACCUGCCAAUCUUGCAGAGAUGUUGUCUCAUCUAGGUCUGAAUCAGUGCUACCAAGUUCUGGUCCAGAAUGGGUAUGAAAACAUUGAGUUUGUGUCUGACAUCAGCCUGGAGGAUCUGCACGAGAUUGGCAUCACAAAGCUUGGCCAUCAAAAGAAGCUGAUGCUGGGUGUGAAAAGACUGAAAGAGCUCCAGAGAGGAGAGGUGCCCACUGAGCGCUGUGAGAGCCCCCCCACCGCCCUAUCCAGCCCAGGAGCUAGCACCGAACCCAGUGCUGAGGUCAGUGCUGAGGCCAGGAGAGAGGCCAGAAGACAGAGGGAAGGAGCCCCCAGCCCCCUGGCCAAACCUCGCCCUGCACCCACAGGCUCACAGACCCCUCCUCUUACCUCCACGCAGACUCCUCCUCAGACCCCCCCUCACAGCAGAACCCAGGUGUCCCCCAGAGCCAGACCACGACCCUCCACCCAGAGCCCGGCAGACGCCCUGCUGCCCCUGCUGCAGCUGCCCAACGAGGAGGAGGAGCGGAGGAGAGCGCACAGCCUGAGCGGCCCAGAGAGAGACUCCAAAUACGCCACAGUGUGUCGCAGCUCAUCUUCUCGCUCCACCACCAACGAUGUCACCGUCAACCGCAGCCAGUCCUCGGUCACGCUCCGCCCGCGCCGCAAAGGCAGGCCCCCUACGCCUCCCAAGAGAUCGUGUUCUUCCACGACGGGGGGAGAGGAGGGCGGCGAAGGCCAGGCUGAGGGGCUGUUGAUGUUGCCGGCGUAUCGGGAGAGACGAGCCAGUGACUGUGAAGUCCUGGGGGCAACUCUAAGAGAACAGGAGUCUGCAGGGCUGGAGCGCUCCGAAGGGGCAUCCGGCAGUGUGCGCAGCCUGGCAGCCAUGUUGGAGACAUCCAUGGUCGGAGGGGCCAUGACUCUGCCCAGAAACAUGGGAAGUACUACCGCACUUCUUCCGGUGAGCCCACCCCUGCUCCGCCGUCAGCCCGGGUCAGGAGGUCUCGGCUCUGAAGAAGACGCACUCAGUCGGCGAAGGACCAUCAGUGGUACCGACGACCUCCCUGCCGACCAGCAGAGCAACCAGUCUCCACGGCAACCACCCCAACGGCGGCCUGAGCCCCGUCCACGCUCCACCAUCCUCUCAUCGUCCUCCGAGAUUACAGACGGCACGGCUACGCUUCGGCGAAGACCCAAACCCUCCGACACCACUGAGGUCCCAACGACACCCAUCGAGGACAGCAGUAAAGCUGAGCAGAACGGGGGCGUGGUCCUGAGGAGGCGACCCACGUCUGAGGCCCCUGAGCGCACAGAGGCCGAGACCUGCGAGUGGAUGGAGGCGCGGAAGUCCCUCAAGCCGCCCGUGUCCCCUAAACCUUCUGCGGUGAGGAGGGGCCAGACCGAUCCGCCCACGCCCACGCGCAGGGUCCCUCUACCCGGACCUGACAGUGGAGAGCCCGGCAUCGCCCAGAGCCCCGAACCCAAACGUAUCCCCCCUCCUGUCUCCCCCAAACCCCGUGGACCCCCAACCGCCCCAAAACCUGCCAAAGCCUCUCCUUCCGCCAGCCCGAGCCCCAGCCCUGCACCUACCCCCACCCCACUGCAGACCCCCACCCCACUGCAGACCCCCACCCCACUGCAGACCCCCACCCCGCUGCAGACCCCCACCCCGCUGCAGACUCCCACCCCAGCUCCAAGACCCACCUCUCCCGCGGCUCCCCUGCCUGCCCCGGAGACCCAGUCAGCGGCCUCGCUCUCCCCUGGACCCGCCCUCACCUCUGCCUCUCCCGCCCAGAGCCCGUCCAGCCCCAGCCCUCACCCGAUCAAGCCCCCACGCUCCUCCAUCGCUGGGCUCUCCAUCGACCUGAGCGGGCUGAGGGAGCUGGAAGAUCCGGAGCCGGAAAAAGAAGGCGGGCAGCAGCAACCAAAGCCUGCUGAGGCCAACAGGGGGACAGCGGAGGGAGAGGGGCGUCUGGAGGAGACCAGCGCCUCCCUGACCGCUGCACUGGACGCUGUGGAGCAAAAGAUCACAGAGGACGACACGCAAAACCACUCUUUAUCUAGCAAGAAAGCCACUGUAUCCAUCUUGGACGACAUCGGCAGCAUGUUCGACGACUUGGCCGACCAGCUGGACGCGAUGCUCGAUUGA
Messenger RNA from Knipowitschia caucasica, 4104 nucleotides. The record is from the annotation of a GenBank genome assembly. NCBI's taxonomy places the organism in Eukaryota, Metazoa, Chordata, Actinopteri, Gobiiformes, Gobiidae.